CCGUAACAAGUUUUAAUUACGGCACAACACAAAAUCCAAGAGGUAUUAUAACUAUAAUAAUAAUAAUAAUUUACAGAAAUUAGUUAUUUUCUAAAAAUAACUAUAUACAUUACCACUUACUUAAAACAUAUACAAAUGUACAUGGCUUAAAACGUUUUUUCCACCGGUAUUGUUGAUAAUUGAUUUUUAUUUAUGUACUAUUGAAUUUGUAUCAUGAACAAAUUUUAAAGGUUAUGUAAUUUAUAUUAUACUUCUGUACUAUAUAUUUUGCGCAGGCGUGACAAACGCGUAACAGUUAAAUAAAGUAUGUAAAUUACAGUCGGUAAUUUACAUAUUGUCUGUGAAUAAAAGAAACCGAAAAUUUAAUGUUAAAUAUUGAAUCGAAUAGCAUCUUCAAAUAUAAAUGAUACGUGGUGACACACAUGUACAUUUGUGCGCGCAUAUAUUAUAUAGCUUGUCAAUAGUUGUCAACUAAUAUCUAAAGCUUCGUAGCUGAACUAGAUGUUUGAAAAAAAAAUGAAGUUGUGAUUUUAUAAUGUAAUUUUGCUUUAGCUAUUAGGAACGAAUAAUAUCUAUUAAUCUCGAAAGUAUAAAUACAUAUAUAUAAUAUAUAUAUUACAUAUCUGUGUAUUUAUAAUUAAAACAGUACAAACAAACUUAACCUCAAAGUUAGGUAAAAGUAUCAAAUAUAUCUAUAUAUUAAAAAAGAUUAGGAGAGAUAUUCAACAUGCAUGGCAGAGUAAAAGUUCAAACAACUGCAGAACAGGAAGCAUUGAAGAAGAAGGAAAGAGCUGAAAAACUUUCACGUUAUAGAAUUGGCAUGAGUAUUGUGUUUAAGAAAAGAAACGAUAAGAUUUAUGAUGAAGAAUUGAUGACGGUUACUGAACGUAUGGUAAAGCAAAAUCCAGAUAUUUAUACUUUAUGGAAUAUUCGUAGAGAGGCAUUUACAAAUAAUGAUUGGGAUGAAAAUCUUUUGGAGGAGUAUUAUCAAAAUGAAUUAAGACUUACCGAAGAUUGUUUAAAACAAAAUCCUAAAUCUUAUUGGGUAUGGUAUCAACGAAUAUGGAUUAUGAAUCAUUUAGUAAACUGUGAUUGGAAAAGGGAACUAAUGUUAUGCACCAAGUAUUUAAAUUUAGAUGACAGAAAUUUUCAUUGUUGGAAUUAUAGGGAAUUUGUUGUACAAAAAGCACAAAUUUCUCCUGAAGAAGAAUUUGAAUUUGCUACCUCAAAGAUUCUAAAUAAUUUCUCUAAUUAUUCUUCCUGGCAUUACAGAAGUUUAUUGUUAUCAAAAAUAUUUCAUAAUUCUGACCAAAACAAUAUUAAUGAAAAAAAGAAACAAGAAUUAGAUUUGGUCAUGAAUGCCACAUUCACAGAUCCUAGUGAUACGAGUGCUUGGUUCUACCAAAGAUGGUUAUUAGAUACCCAUGAAUGCCUUCCUAUUCUUUCUCAAGCCUUAAUACAAGAUAAUAAUGUGAUCCUUUUUGCUAAUAAAAAUAUACUAGCUGAGUCAAUAUGUCUACAAAUAAAUAAUGAAAAUGAGAACGUUCAAUGGAAAUCUUUAUAUGAAACAAAGAUUUCGAAAUUGUGGUUUGGAAAAUUUAAAAAACAGUUAUAUGAAGUAAAGAAUGUUCAGAUAGAAAUUGAAGGAAUACUUUAUCCUUUACUCUGUGUUAAUCAGAAAUGGAUAUGUAGAAAAAGGAAAUAUAAAUCCUGUUCUAAUAAAGAUCAAUUACUAGAACAAUUAUCAAGUUACAAACAACUUGUAGAAAUGGAACCUAAUAAUAAGUGGGGUUAUUUAACCAGUAUUCUUUUAAUGAGGAAAAUCGAUUUUAUACAGUUUUAUGAAAAUAUUUUAACAAAUUUGAAUGUUCUUGUUAAUAUUGAUUCUCUUCGGUCCAAUUAUUAUAAAGAUUUGCGGAGCAAAUACAUAAUUGAAUACAAAAUUUCUGAAUUAUGGAAUAUAGAAGAAGAUCAAGAAACAGAAAUAGAAAUUGAUCUUUCUGGAUUAAAUUUAACCACACUCAGUAAUAACGAAUAUCUUAGUUUCUUUGAGCAAAUAAAUCUUAGUGCAAAUUAUUUAUCACAUUCCUUAAAUCAAUUAUCUUUACUCCAAAGUUGUAGAAAAUUGUCACUUUCAAGCAAUCAAAUGGAAAAUUUAAAAGAGUUUCCUAUGUUACAGAAUCUUGAAGUUUUAUCAUUAAGAAAUAAUAAACUAAAUAAUUUAGAAGAAAUAUUACAAUUACUAACGAAACAUAAAUUAAAGUUACUUGAUUUAAGAGAAAAUCCAAUCUGUAAUCUUAAAGAAUUAGAAAAUAGUAUUAUACAAAUCAAUCCAGAUUUACAACUAUAUGUAGAGUGAUUUUCGUAAUACACAUAUUGAUAAUAAGAUAUUGUCCAGCAUAGGUAUAUAAAUAAAAAUUUAAUGUUUGGUUAUAUGGGAAGAAUAAAAAUACUUAUUUAUUA
This is a messenger RNA of Bombus huntii, 2463 nucleotides long. It is a transcript of the gene RabGGTa, whose product is annotated as geranylgeranyl transferase type-2 subunit alpha. Gene Ontology annotation, molecular function: protein binding; Rab geranylgeranyltransferase activity. Lineage: Eukaryota; Metazoa; Arthropoda; Insecta; Hymenoptera; Apidae. Bases 728 to 2359 code for a protein of 543 amino acids. The record is from RefSeq and is a predicted model, not a curated record. Gene Ontology annotation, cellular component: Rab-protein geranylgeranyltransferase complex; cytoplasm. The transcript is spliced from 8 exons. Gene Ontology annotation, biological process: protein geranylgeranylation.